CAGAGCUCCGGCUGGUGAGGAGGGGGUGCGUGCUGCUUCUAAUCCUCUGGAGAAGGGAUUGAGUGGAUGUCGGAUUGCAUUCAAGCAACAAAUGCUUUGUGUCUCCCUUAACUUUAAGAAAGUGAAGAAUGGCGUCCGGGUCUCUGCGGAGUCUGCUGCCACACUCCAGAACACGGCAAGUGACUGUGGUGGAGCCGGGCCUGUGCUGGGUGACCUUUGAAGACGUGUCCGUGUAUUUCACAGAGGGGCAGGGGGCUCUGCUGGAUCCGGAUCAACGGGCCUUGUACCGGGAUGUCAUGCUGGAGAAUUAUGGGAACCUGGCCUCACUGGGUUUUCCAGUCACCAAGCCUGAACUCAUCUCCAAGCUGGAACGAGGGCAAGAGCCAUGGGUGGCAGAUGCUCAGGACCUGGACAAGAUGGAGAACGCCAACUCCCAUCCAGGUCUGUCUGGAAAGCAUCAAACAGGCACCACAUGUGGGGGAGAUUAUACAGAGAAAUCAAGGGUUGCCCAGCAUCCUACCAUCCACAGAGGAGAGAAAUCAUAUAAAUGCUUGGAGCACGGAAAUGAUUUGGAUCAGCAGUCAUAUCUCUUGCAAUCAUAUCUCCUGAACCACCCAAGAAUUCACACAGGCAAAAAAUCUUUUAAGUGCUUGGAGUGUGGGAAGUGCUUUACUCGAAAAUCAAAUGUCUCAAUCCAUCAGAGAGUCCACACAGGAGAGAGACCAUAUAAGUGCUUGGAGUGUGGGAAGGGCUUUGCCCAGAAAUCUCAGCUUACAAGGCACCAGGGAGACCACACAGGCAAGAAGCCCUUUCAGUGUUCAGAGUGUGCAAAAUGCUUUGCUCAGAAAUCGCAUUUCGUGAUUCACCAGAGGGUGCACACAGGAGAGAGACCGUAUAAAUGCUUGGAGUGUGGGAAGUGUUUUCCUCUGAAGUCACAACUCCUGAGUCACCAGAGUGUCCACACAGGAGAGAAACCAUUUACCUGUUUGGAGUGUGGCAAGUGUUUUGCUUGGAAAUCCAAUCUCUUGAUCCACCAGAGAAUCCACACGGGAAUGAAACCCUAUACAUGCUUGGAGUGUGGCAAGUGUUUUACUCAGAAAUCAACCCUCACAAUCCACCAGAGGGUACACACAGGAGAGAAGCCAUUCGAUUGCCUGGAGUGUGGGAAGUGUUUUUCUCGGAAAUCCAGCCUCAUGAUCCAUCAGAGACUACACACAGGGGAGAAGCCAUUUAAUUGUUUGGAGUGUGGGAAAUGCUUUGCUCAUUCCUCUGCCUUUGGAAAACAUCAGAAUGUUCAUAAGGGUGUGAAACCCAACACCUGCAUGGAGUGUGGGAAGUGUUUUCCACGGAAAUCAACCCUCACGAUCCACCAGAAAAUCCACACGGGAGAGAAAUACUUUAAAUGCUUGGAUUGUGGGAAGCACUUUGCCCAUAAGUCAGGCCUUCAGAGGCACUGGAAAAAACAUGUGGCAGAGAAACAAUAUCAGCAAGUGCACACAGGAAAGAGGCCCCACAAAUGCUUGGAGUGUGGGAAAUGUUUUACUCAGAAAUCAGUUCUUGUGACCCACCAGAGAGUCCACACAGGAGAGAAACCCUAUGCGUGUGUCGUGUGUGGGAAAUGUUUUGCUGAUCCAUCAGCCUUCUCAAAGCAUCAGAGAGUCCACACAGGAGAAAAGCCCUAUAAAUGUUGGGAGUGUGGAAAAUGUUGUGCUCUGAAGUCCCAGCUCAUGGCCCAUCAUAGAGUUCACACAGGUGAGAAGCCCUACAAAUGCCUGGAGUGUGGGAUGUGCUUUGCUCAGAAACCAAAACUCAUGAUUCACCAGAGAGUCCACACAGGGGAGAAACCCUAUAAAUGCUCCGAGUGUGAGCAGCGUUUUGCUGAUCCAUCAGCCUUUGCAAAACACCGGCGAGUCCACACAGGAGAGAAACCACAUCAGUGCUUGGAGUGUGGGAAGCGUUUUGCUUGGAGAUCACAUCUUAUGGCUCACCAGAGAGUCCACACAGGAGAGAAGCCACAUAAAUGCUCAGAAUUCGAAGACUUUCCAGUCACCAAGCCUGAUCUCAUCUCCCGGUUUGAACAAGGGGAUAUGCUGUGGUGCCAGAUCCUUUGGGUUUGGAUGGAACAGAGAACUCCAACACCCACUCAGAGUACAGCUCCCGCCACCUACUCGGACCAUGGAGAAGAUUCCUUAUUCUUUUGGUUUUAGUGUCCUCUUUCUUAUAUUUUCCUAUGAGGUCGGCUGGCCUGUCUGUCUGUCUGUCUUAUAUUUGCUUAUUCCUAAUUUUGUUUUCAAAGCUUACAUUU
This is a messenger RNA of Varanus komodoensis (Komodo dragon), 2305 nucleotides long. Its product is annotated as zinc finger protein 260-like. The record is from RefSeq and is a predicted model, not a curated record. The coding region runs from base 129 to 2207 and encodes 692 amino acids. Lineage: Eukaryota; Metazoa; Chordata; Lepidosauria; Squamata; Varanidae. Gene Ontology annotation, biological process: regulation of DNA-templated transcription. The transcript is spliced from 9 exons.